Molecule: messenger RNA, 2218 nt
Organism: Paramecium primaurelia
Lineage: Eukaryota; Ciliophora; Oligohymenophorea; Peniculida; Parameciidae
Source: the annotation of a GenBank genome assembly
AUGAGUAAGAAAUUUGAAUGUGUACGAGUUGUAAUAAGAUGUCGUCCUUUAAACGAAACUGAAAAGAAGGAUGGACAUGUUUGUAUAGUAAACAUGGACACUAAGAAUGGGUAAGUGACUGUGAGAAAUCCAAAAGUAGUGGAUGAAGUACCAAAAUAGUUUACAUUUGAUUAAAUCUUUGACACUUAAUCUUAAUAGGAAAAUGUGUAUAAUUCUACUGCUUCUCCCAUAGUUGAGAGUGUAUUGGAAGGAUAUAAUGGAACCAUAUUUGCUUAUGGUCAAACAGGAACAGGUAAGACACAUACAAUGGAAGGUAAGGAUGAUCCUCCUACUUCGAGGGGAAUAAUCCCUAGAACAUUUGAUCAUAUAUUUUAGAGGAUUGAGAACAUGGCUAAGAAUAAAUAGUUUUUAGUGAAGGUUUCUUUUUUGGAAUUAUAUAAUGAAGAGAUUCGUGAUUUACUUUCCAAAAAUAUAAAAAAUAAAUUAGAUAUUCGUGAGAAUCCAGAAACAGGAAUAUAUAUAAAAGAUCUAAGUAAAUUCAUGAUAGAGAAUCCUUAAGAGAUGAGAGAGAAAUUAUUACAUGGUAGAGAGAACAGAGCAGUUGGUGCUACAGCAAUGAAUCAGGAUUCAUCUCGUUCACAUUCAUUGUUUUAGAUAACAGUUGAAACAAAUGAAAUUGUGUAAGGAUAAAGUCAUGUGACUGUAGGCAAAUUGAAUUUAGUAGAUCUUGCAGGUAGUGAGAGAUAGAGUAAGACUCAUGCAACAGGAGAUAGAUUGAAGGAAGCCAUCAAUAUUAAUUAGUCUUUAACAACUUUGGGUAAUGUGAUUAGUGCAUUGGUUGAUAAUAAAUCAUAGCAUAUACCUUAUAGAGAUUCAAAAUUAACAAGACUAUUGUAAGAUUCUUUGGGAGGAAAUACAAAGACAGUGAUGAUUGCAAAUAUUGGUCCUGCUGAUUACAAUUUUGAUGAAACCAUAUCAACUUUAAGAUAUGCUCAUAGAGCCAAAUAAAUUAAGAAUGAACCAAAAAUUAAUGAGGAUCCAAAGGAUGCUUAGAUUAGAUAAUUUUAAGAGGAAAUUAUGAAGUAUAGAAAUUAAUCAUAUAUUUAAGAUUGAAAUAGUAAUUGGAAUUAUCAAUUGAAGGUGGAGGAGGUGUAAUGAAUCCUGGAUAAGAAGUGUUAGUAUAAAAGGUAGUGAAGGUUAAGAAUGUUGAUAAGAUAAAGGAAGCUGAGAAUAUAAUAGAGAGAGAGAAGGAAGAAUUAAAAAAGAAGAUAGAAGAGGAAAGAAGGAAGAUUGAUUAAUAAAAAAAUUUAGGUGAAGAGGAGAAGAUGAAAUUAUUAAAAGUAUAAUAAAAUUAUAUUAUAAUUUAGCAAUUACAAGAGAAAGAGGAAUAGGCUAAUAAUGCAAGGGAAUCACAAUAAAAACUAAUAAAAACUAUUUAAAAGAUGGAAUAAAAAUUAGUAAAUGGUCAUACUGAAGUUGAGGAAGCAAGAAAAAAAGAGAAAGAAUUAGAAGAGGCAAGGAAAUUGAUUGAAAAAGAGAAAGCUGAAGCUGCAAAGAGAGCUUUGGAAUUAUAGAAGAAAGAAGAAUUCAAUUUAGAAUUAUAAACUAAAUAUAAUUCAAUUAAAGAAGAAUUAGAAGAUAAAACUAGAAGAAUUAAGACACUUUAAUAAAAGACUCGUUAAUUAGAAUUUGAGAAUAAAGAGACUGAUGAAUUCAUGGCUAAAGAAAUUGAAGAUUUAUAAAUAAGAAAAAGAGAGAUUUUAUAAGAAGUUAAAUUAAAAUAAUUUAUUUUGGAUUAUUUUAUACCUCCUAAGUUUUUAGAAACAAUGUAGAUGUUAGCUUUAUAUAAUGAAGCAGCUGAAGCAUGGACAAUAUAAGGUUUAGAUUAUUCUGGGAAAUUAACUAAAACAUAAAUAUAAUAAGCAAUCUAAGAAUAAUAGUAAAUAAAUGUGACUGAUCAAAUUAAUAGUGAUGAGAAAUUGUAAGAAUUAUUAAAUCAUCCUAAUGUGUAUUUCGCUUACACAGAAGAAGGGUUAAUAAGAGAGGAACAAUUAGCACCAUAAGAAAAGAAAAAGGUUUAAAAGAGAUUAUAAUCUGCCAAGAAACCAUAAUCAGCAAAAAAGAGACCAUCAUCUAAAAGAAUUGAAUCUGCCAAAAAGAGUGUUAAUUUAUAAGAGUAGAACUAUCCAAAAGCUAAAGGACUUACAUCUAAAUGAGG